Messenger RNA from Recurvomyces mirabilis, 1539 nucleotides. RefSeq names its product 1-phosphatidylinositol 4,5-bisphosphate phosphodiesterase beta-4 (gene PLCB4). Bases 1 to 1539 code for a protein of 512 amino acids. Gene Ontology annotation, biological process: lipid metabolic process; release of sequestered calcium ion into cytosol; phosphatidylinositol-mediated signaling. Gene Ontology annotation, molecular function: phosphatidylinositol-4,5-bisphosphate phospholipase C activity. The record is from RefSeq and is a predicted model, not a curated record. The transcript is spliced from 4 exons. NCBI's taxonomy places the organism in Eukaryota, Fungi, Ascomycota, Dothideomycetes, Mycosphaerellales, Teratosphaeriaceae.
AUGGAGUCUUCAACAUCGCAACCUCUUGGUCCAUCUGUGAUCAAGCAUGCAAAGACAGUAUACGAGGCGCAGAAUGCUGGUGUUGGUGAGGGUUUUGAUGCCUUCCUCCGAAAGCUGGCAGAUCAGGCUUCAGCAGCGCCUCUAACCAUUGAGACCAAGGCGACCCAUCCGUUAUCCCAUUACUUCAUCUCGAGCAGUCACAAUACAUAUCUCAGCGGGAACCAGCUCUGGAGCAAGUCAAGCACGGAUGCAUACAAAGAUGUCCUGAAGCGAGGAUGCCGCUGCAUUGAGAUUGAUGUUUGGGAUGGCAAAGCUGAUUCUCCUUCAUCUUCUGAUAGCGAAGAGAGUGAUAUCAAGAAGCUCCGAGGCAUGGUGAAGAGUAAACUAGGUAAAUUUCGACAUCGUAACGCCACCAACAAGGUUGCUUCAGAAGCUCAGAAGGCACCAGAGUCGCCUGCCAAAGACGAGACGCUUAUGCCAACACCAUGGCGGACUUCAUCUGGCAGAGAUGAGCCUAGGGUUCUUCAUGGUUAUACUGCUACCAAGGAGGUACCAUUCCGAGAUGUCUGCGAGACCAUCCGCAAAUAUGCCUUCGUCACUAGCGAUCUCCCACUUAUUGUGAGCCUCGAAGUCCAUUGUGGCAAACCUCAACAAGAGAUUAUGGCCGAAAUCAUGCGAGAUUACUGGCAGCCAUUCUUGUUGCCGAUGCCAAUCGACUUCAACGAUGGAACCCCACUGCCCACGCUCGAAGAAGUCAAGAAGCGUAUUCUGGUCAAAGUCAAGUACACACCUCCUGAGGUUGCCUCGCAGCCGCCUUUGACACAAUCUCGAGCACGAGCUACGUCGAAUGUCAGCGAUGACGGUCAAAGUGAGCCCUCGAAGCAGGGUAAGAUAUGUGCAGCUCUGGGGAGUCUUGGCAUCUACACCCGCAGCUACCACUUUGAUGGGCUCGACCGGCCAGAAGCCGGUAUACCCACACACGUCUUUGCUGUAUCCGAAGCAAAAUUCUUGGAUCUAUACGAGGAGCAUCGCGAUGCUUUGUUCCGCCACAAUGCAAACUUCUUCAUGCGAGCAUACCCAAAGGGCACUCGCGUCCGAUCAUCCAACCUUGACCCGGCACCUUUUUGGCGACAAGGUGUCCAGAUGGUAGCACUAAAUUGGCAGGAAUCCACCGAUGCGGCCAUGAUGCUGAAUGAAGCUAUGUUCGUAGGCUCAGGCGGAUGGGUGCUGAAGCCUUCGAGUCACUACAGCUUGGAUAACGCCGAAGCCCGCAGCAGCGAUGGACAACGCCUCAAUAUGUCAGUGCGUGUGUUAGCUGGACAACAUCUCGACUCCGACGCGAAAGAUGCCCCUCAGGUAUACGUCAAGUGCGAGCUGCACGUGGAAGGCAAGCCGAAGCAACGUGAAGUGAAGACUAAAGGUGGCGAAUGGAAGCGACGCUCUUCUGUGCGGCAAGGCCAUAAUCCAGAUUUCGGUGGCGAAGCUAUGACGUUUGAUAAAGUCGAAGAUGUCCGACCAGCUCUAAGCUUCUUGAGGUGA